AUUAGGAUGAGGAGACGGGACACAACCCAGAAGAAGCUUCAGAGAAUCCACUCCCAACGUGAGCUCCAUGGCCCGACACGCAGCUCUGAGCAGCCUUUUUGGCGACGACCCUUUCUUCAGCCAGGGGGGGCUCCUGUGGCCCUUCUCCUCGCUGCGCCAAGACCUGCUGGGCCGCAAAGUCCAGCUCGCAGAUGGCUUCCUCUUCAAGGAUGGACCUUCGCUUGUGAAUUUACCCCUCAUGGCCUCCACUUUCAAAAGGCUAAGCAGCGAAGACGACAAGGCUGAAGACGAGCCAAGACAGACGGCCGUGGCAGAGAGACCCAGACAAGCCCAGCAGGCCGCCGCACACGACGACCUCUUGGUGACCCUUGACGCUCGCGGCUACGCCCCCGGCGACAUCACCGUCAAGUUGGAAGGGCGGAGCCUGCUGGUGGCGGCCACCAAGCAGGCGGGGGCGCAGGAGGCCCACUCCUGCGCGUCCCCUUCCUCCCGCGCCUCCUUCGCCUCCUCGUCCUCGGCCCGCAUGGGCUUCAAGCAGAAGAUUGAUCUCUCGCCUCACCUGGAUUUGGCCGGCCUGUCCUGCUCGCUUAUGGAUGACGGACAGCUGCGGAUUCACGCUCCGGUGGCCAAGCAGCCAAUCACAGAGGAGCGUAGAGAGCCACUGGAGGAGGAACACAAAGAGCCACAGGAGGAGGAACAGACAGAGCCGCUGGAGGAGGAACAGAGAAAGCCACUGGAGCAGGAAGAGGAACCUCCUCGAUUCAGGACUUCCCUGGAAUUUCCCAUCACUAAGGAGAACACUGACUAGUGCACACAAAAAACACAAUUUUCUAAUUAAUUUGUAAAUGGAUGUACUGUAAUAAGCGUUGGAUUAUAUUUGUACAGUUAAAAUAAAAAAAUAUGAAUU
Dunckerocampus dactyliophorus (ringed pipefish) is the source of this 907-nucleotide messenger RNA. It is a transcript of the gene hspb9, whose product is annotated as heat shock protein, alpha-crystallin-related, 9. Bases 68 to 808 code for a protein of 246 amino acids. The record is from RefSeq and is a predicted model, not a curated record. Gene Ontology annotation, molecular function: protein folding chaperone. The transcript has 2 exons. Lineage: Eukaryota; Metazoa; Chordata; Actinopteri; Syngnathiformes; Syngnathidae. Gene Ontology annotation, biological process: response to heat; protein refolding.